CAGGACAACACACACACAGGACAACACAAAAAGGAUCACAUAUGCACGCGAACACGCACACUCAGAACUACACGGUGCCAGAUAAUCACAAAUACGCAGAAAGAGAGGGAGGAUGGGAGAGAAGAGUUAAGAGAGAGGGAGAGGAAGGGAGAGAGAGAGGAGUAGAGCGAGGGAGAGGAAGGGAAAGAGAGAGAAGAGAAGAGGAGGGAGAGGAAGGGAGAGAGAGAGAGAAGAGUAGAGCACCUCAGUCUGCUGCAGGGAGAGACCAUGGGGGCUCUGACAGGGCUUCUCUCUACACUAGUCGCUCUGCUAUUGACCCUCCCUCCAGGGUCAUUGGGUGAGGAAUGCAGUAGUUUCAGACACGUGGAGAACGGUAGAACAUUCUUCCGUUACAGCGGGCUGUAUGUGGCGUUCACCUGUAACCCUGGCUAUAAGAUCCAUGGAUAUAGAACCAACAGCUGUGUGUCUGGACAAUGGACCAGGGAACCUCCCGUGUGUGUUGCCUCUGGGUGUCCCAGCCCAGGGGAUCUCCUGCAGGGGGUUACCAGUGUGACAGAGGACGGGGCCUGGGCUCUCUUCAGCUGUGAUGCUGGCUACAGGCUCUAUGGACACUCACUGCUCUACUGCAAGGGCCAGAACUGGAAUGGCACCAAGCCUGUCUGCAAGGAGUCUGAUAUGAUGAGGUCAUGGAAGCAGAAGGAUCCCACCGUCCCGAUGCCCAGGAUCCAGAGCCAGAACCUUGCCGUGCUGUCUGCUCUGAAGAACCACCUACAGCUUCACUACAAUACCAUCGCUAACACCGCCUCCAAGCCCGUGUUGCUGGCCAACGCACCACCUAAAGACCCCCACACCCACCUAAAAGACCCACACUCCAUAGACCGCAGCCCCAAAGCUCACCAUGUGGAGGAGAAUUUGAAAGACACCAGGGAUCUAACAGACAGAGAAGGGGCCCCUGAGAAUCCCACUAGACCUCAGGCCUCCACAUCCUCCUCUGCUACUACAGAGACCAUUACUUCCACAUCCAGCCUGCCGGUCGCUGAAGGGUAUUGGCACCAGGGGACCUCUAUAGCCCAGGCUAUGCAGGAGGAUUCAUUACCCAGGAAGGAGGUGCUGACAGGGGCCACCCAGUUGGAGCCUGGCCAGGGAGUUACGGAGCCAGCAGAUGUGAGCAGCACAGACACACAGGAGCCCCAUCCUCAGAGACCCACUGAGACCAGCUCCACAAGCUUCAUCAACUCUGAUGAUGAUGAUGGUGGUGAAACUCAUCGACGCAACGUGACCUCUCCGGAUCGGGCAUCAAACGGGUCCUCACAGGACAAUGAAACCGACACAAGUGACAGUCAUCACAGUGAGGCGAACGAGACGUCGUCGUCGCCAUUGUCCGGCGAUGAUGGUGAGACGUCUGGACACAAUGGGACCUCAUCGUAUCUCUCUUUAAACAGGUCAGACCAGCAUCUUAUUAAGGGUGCUACAAACACAGAGGAGCUGCCCAGGCCUGUGACCCUAAACAGGCGUCCGCUGUGCCCUUACCCUCCCCUGCCAGCUCAUGGCACCUUCUACUUCCGUCCGGUAGACAACCCCGGUCCCCGGGACUACAAACACUACAUCCAGUACGCCUGCUAUGCAGGGUACACCCUGGCCCACGGGGAUAUCCACAGCUACUGUCUGCAGGCUGGACGGUGGAGUGGUCUCACCCCGGUCUGCUUGGAGGUGACCCCCUGCGCCCUGAACAACGGAGGCUGUUCCCAGCUGUGUAGUGUGAACCAGGAACAAGCUCAGUGUCACUGCAGACCAGGCUUCAUCCUGUUAGAGGAUCACCGUACCUGUAGAGAUGUGGAUGAGUGUGUGGAGGGCCAGCAGCAACAGCGCUGCCAGCAGACCUGCGUCAACACCUUCGGCUCGUUCCGCUGCUCUUGCCCCUACGGACACACCCUGGCUGGGGACGGAAGGGCCUGUGUGGCUGAGUGUCCCACAGGGUACAGAAAACAACCGUCAACCCCGAUACCUGGAGGAAACCUGUCCAGAAAGGAGUGUGUAGACAUCAAUGAAUGUGAGGAGCCAGAGGUCAGUGUACCUGGACACAGGUGUCAGUGGAAGUGUGUGAACCUGCCUGGCUCCCACCGCUGUAUCUGUCCCAGAGGCUACAAACUGUCCUCAGACAGACACCACUGCAGAGAUAUCAACGAGUGCGGCCGUAAGAAUGGUGGCUGCUCUCACCUGUGCCUGAACCAUAAAGGAAGUCACCAGUGUUCCUGUCCUGCCUCUCACCGCCUCUCCCCCUACAGUAGGAGGAAGUGUCAGCCAAGGAAACAACUGCAGAGUAAUGUGUAGCAGAGAUCGUGUGGAGACCCUUUAAAUAUAAAUGUCAUUUAUUAUAUUGUUUCCACCAUCCCUCUGUUCGGCCCUUGAACAAUGACUUCUACAAUUGAAUCUACAUUUUGUCAGGCCUUAGAUGUAUUUUUUUUGUCAAAUCAUUACUGAGAACAGUAUAAAAACUAUUAAAAUAUUAUUGUCACAUCCAGAACAUAUCUGUAACAUUGAAUAGAGGCUUGGACUGCAUAUUACAGACAUUAUAGCUGAAGAGAAACCAGAAGAACACAUUUAUUAGUUUAGGGAUUUAAUUGAUGGCAUUUAAAUAUAUUUCCCUCAAAUGAUGACAUGUUGUUUUACAAGGUAGUGUGAAUGAAUGAGUAAAAACAUAAUGAAAACAUGGUGGCAGACACUGUGAUAAUUGAUUAGUAGAAUUGAUCCCCUUCAAAAUGUCCUCAACUUGGUCCAUGUGUCAAAAUGUCCUCAACUGCAGACUUAUAACAUGGUCAUGUCCAUAGGAAUAUCAAAUGUAAUUUUUUGAUUAAAAGUGACAGUAUUAAUUGUACUUUAGUCUGUUAUAUAAACAGUCAUAGUACUUUGUUAAAAAUACAUUAUUUAUAUGUAUCCACUAUAUUUAUAGUCUCUUUUUAAAUAUAUAAAAUAAAGUUAGACACAAAAACAGAACUGUUUCAGCCUCAGUCGUCCUUAAACUGCAGAACAGAUUCUCCCUUCCCUUAUGGUCUCAACUGUAAGCCUGCUGGGAUGCUAAUGUCUAACACACAGUGUUGUACUGAAUGACUACGGCUAUAAAAGGCUGAAAUAUGGCA
Molecule: messenger RNA, 3137 nt
Organism: Oncorhynchus mykiss (rainbow trout)
Lineage: Eukaryota; Metazoa; Chordata; Actinopteri; Salmoniformes; Salmonidae
Source: RefSeq, a predicted model, not a curated record